Messenger RNA from Exophiala oligosperma, 918 nucleotides. RefSeq lists its product as uncharacterized. The coding region runs from base 1 to 918 and encodes 305 amino acids. NCBI's taxonomy places the organism in Eukaryota, Fungi, Ascomycota, Eurotiomycetes, Chaetothyriales, Herpotrichiellaceae. The record is from RefSeq and is a predicted model, not a curated record. Gene Ontology annotation, molecular function: hydrolase activity. The transcript is spliced from 4 exons.
AUGUCACGCUCUAUUUCUCAUGAUCAGCGGAAUAUAGCAUUCCGUGAAGCCUUUUUUUCAGCCGAGCAUGCAAAGAAAAGAGCCCAGAAAACAUCAGUGGUGGUGGAAGCGCGAGCCAAAGACCUGGGUCUUGAGCACCAGGUCGAGGCCGUGCCUGAUAGCAGAGGUGCCAAACUGCACUGGCUCGGAGAUCGUGGAUCAGAAAAGGUGAUAUUGUACUUCCACGGCGGCGGUUACGGAUUACCGGCCUUUGACGGCCAUAUUCUCUUUCUUGGGCAGUGUCUGGCCCGCUGUGCUUCAGCGAAGGGAAGAAAGAAUGUUGCUACCAAAUUCCCUGGCCAACUUCUGCAAGCUACGGAAGCUUUACGUCUCCUCUUAUCGAGUGACUACAAACCAUCAGAGAUCGUCGUAGGUGGAGACUCAGCAGGUGGCAACUUGUCGAUCGCUCUGAUUUCUCAUAUCCUUCAUCCAUUCGUUGGGAUCCCCUCGUUGAGUCUCGAGGCCCCCCUCGGAGGACUUCUUCUCAUCUCACCGUGGGUCAGUUUCGGUACAGAGACACAGUCCUUCCGAGACAAUGAGCUGCGAGACAUCUUCCCCGUCUCGACAAUGUCCCAACUCGCUACAGAAUUCGUCGGGAAGGGCGGCGAAAGAAAUAACUGGUCGGAACCAUUUCUUGCAAGUACAUCAUGGUGGAACAAUGUGCCAGUCAGAAAGAUUCUAAACGUCUGGGGCGCUUUGGAAAUGUUCAGGGAUCAUAUUGCGACAUUUGGACAGCGGCUUCAGAUGGCGGGCAACUCGAUUAACAACGUCGAGUGCCCCAUGCAAGUGCACAUAGACUGUAUUCUGGAUGCGCAGACCGGCUUGGAGCCUGGGCCCAUGUCCGUCAAGAUAUGGGAAUGGCUGUUGGAGGUCCUUUGA